UUUUACAUUAUAAGGUUUAAAAUUUAAUAUAAGUACAAUGAAAUGACAGAAAGACAUCCACAACCGAUAAGUUGGAACUUAGUUUAACAACCUAUUCAAAUUGGUUUGGUUUCGCAAGAGUAAAAUCAUUUUCAGAAAAUAUGAAACACUUUUGUGUGUUGAUGACAUUAGUCCUUGGACAUGUUUUGGCAUUAUCAACAGAUUCCUUUAAACAGCACGUAAACCGUACAAACUGUAUGCUCAAACAAUUAAACUCAGAUCAAUUGGCCAAUAUAAUCACAUAUUACAUAAUGGAUCCUAUGGAUAUUGAGGCGGUGACUUCGCUUUUGGCCGCGCCAACGUCCAUUUUCAAUGAUGGAGGUUGGAAUUAUCCAGCUGGUCUGAGAGAUAACGAGGAAAAUAUAGUGGUCCGUAUGAAUUAUUAUGGGAAAGAACCUGGUGAACUGGACACAAACGUGGAGCAGUUAAAAUUGUAUGAAAUGGGAAUAGAAAGAAGAAAUAGACUUAAGGAAUCUGUAUUACGUUUACUCCAGUCAGUCGAAGGUUAUAUUCAAACCGCGGCUUUUAAUGUACAGCAGAGAUGUCGUUUAGUAGCGUUGUACGUAAAUGUAGAACAACCAGACAAACACAUAUUUUAUAGCAGUGCCUUCGACUUCAUCGGUAACGAGAAUAAUUGUCGUUUGAAAUAUAAUAAAUCUGACGAACGGGAACUCGUGUACAGAAUGUGGGAUGAUGGAUACUACUAUCUAGUAUAUGACAUAAAUGAAAGAGGCACCAAACUCACCCCGAUACUGGAACAAGUACAACCGUGUUGUUGUACAAUUUGUUAAAGAGACCUUGAAUAAAUACACAUUUCUUAAAACUUCUUUAAUAUGCUUUAUACAUUUGACAUAA
This is a messenger RNA of Adelges cooleyi (spruce gall adelgid), 894 nucleotides long. RefSeq lists its product as uncharacterized. Bases 141 to 830 code for a protein of 229 amino acids. Lineage: Eukaryota; Metazoa; Arthropoda; Insecta; Hemiptera; Adelgidae. The record is from RefSeq and is a predicted model, not a curated record. The transcript has 11 exons.